Dipodomys ordii (Ord's kangaroo rat) is the source of this 1502-nucleotide messenger RNA. It is a transcript of the gene Gpn3, whose product is annotated as GPN-loop GTPase 3. Gene Ontology annotation, molecular function: GTPase activity. The record is from RefSeq and is a predicted model, not a curated record. The coding region runs from base 1 to 1383 and encodes 460 amino acids. The transcript has 8 exons. NCBI's taxonomy places the organism in Eukaryota, Metazoa, Chordata, Mammalia, Rodentia, Heteromyidae.
AUGUUGCCCGCUCCUUUCGAGCUAGGCAAUCGCUCCACUCCCCUUCUAGAGCUUUCCAAAGCGCAGCCGGCUCGAAAGGGCCUAGAGGACACUCUUCUGUUCUUUCUAGACAUCCGGGAGCUGAUUGAAGUGGAUGAUGUGAUGGAGGAUGCAUCGCUGAGAUUUGGUCCCAACGGAGGACUGGUGUUCUGCAUGGAGUACUUUGCCAAUAAUUUUGACUGGCUGGAGGACUGUCUCGGCCAUGUGGAGGAUGACUACAUCCUUUUUGACUGUCCAGGUCAGAUUGAGCUGUACACGCAUUUGCCUGUGAUGAAGCAGCUAGUCCAGCAGCUGGAGCAGUGGGAGUUCCGAGUCUGUGGAGUUUUUCUUGUCGAUUCCCAGUUCAUGGUGGAGUCAUUCAAGCUCGUCAUGGGCCCCGCCGGCAGCGGGAAGGUGAGGAGCGGAGAGUCGCCGCUGUGGGGAGGCGGGGCGCCGGGGCUGCGGCGGGGCAGCGGGCCUGUGAAACCGGGGGCCUCGGACGACCCCCUGUGCCCCCGCGCUUCAGGCUCCGUUCUGCUCUUGCUCGGGACUAAAGCCAACAAACGCGGACGUGAAGGCCGCCGCGGCCCCUGGCAUCGGAACCCACCCGAAGCCCGGCCGGGAGACCCGCAGGACGGGGCGAGGCCGGGCCCCGGGGCGUCCCCCCGCCCGGUCCCCGCCGUCCGGCCGCGGGGGCCCCCGCCGGGGCCCGAGCGCCACAGGCCCCGGCCCCGGCCCCGGCCCCGGCCCCGGCCCGCCUCCGCCACCCGCCAACGCGAAGGGCCCCGCCCCGAGCCGGGCUCCGCGCACACGCGGGGGGCCGUGCCUCACCGGCGGCCGCCACCCUCGGCCUCGGCCCCGAGGGGCCCCUCAGCCUGGCCCGGCAUCGCCUUGCACCCGGUGCCCGGCGCGGGGCUCGAGCGCCGGGGACGCCGGGAGCGUGCGGAGGGCCGGGCGGCGGACCCCGGUGCGCAAGGCGCGGGGCGCGCGGCGAGAACGCGCGGCGGGAACGCGGGCGAGUGGACGUGCCCGGAGACCACGUGCUCCACCCCCAACGACCCUCGGCACCGCAAAAGCACCUACUGUUCCACUAUGGUGCAGCACUGUGAAGCCCUCAGCCGGUCUGUCCAGGUGGUCAACCUAGACCCAGCGGCCGAGCACUUCAACUACCCUAUUGACGACUACAGCAUGGUGCGGUUUUUACCAUAUGAUCACUCAGAUGAGGAGAGCAUGAACAUUGUGUUACAGAAUAUCGAUUUUGCCAUUCAGUAUGGAGAGGACCUGGAAUUUAAAGAACCAAAGGAACAAGAAGCUGAGUCUUCCUCUAUGUUUGAUGAAUAUUUCCAGGAACGCGAGCAGGAAUGAAGAGUAACUCACUGUGAAUGUGUGACAGCAGGCAGUCACGUUGGCAGCACUGGCUGUACUGUGCUCCCAUAGGAAGCUGCUGCUUUUAAUUAAAUAGGUGCACUGGCUCUUUAUCAGGA